GCUGCCUCUGGCCCACUUUCCGUGACACACCUCGCCGCGUCGCUUUGGCAAAAGCUUAUUGCUGGGAAGGAAGACAGUGAAGCCCUCUUGGAGCGCAAGCAGGUAUCGGGGAGAGGUCGCUGAGUUCUAUCGGCCCGCUUCGUUUUCGUCGGUUGUGUGCGGUGUUCGUGUUUUUUCUCCUUGGUCGGUUGCGGCGUGUCCGCCAUAUCCUUUCUUUCUUUGUAGCCCGUCGUGCGGUAGGCAGCCAUGGGAAAGGAGAAGUCCCAUAUUAACAUUGUGGUCAUCGGACAUGUCGACUCCGGCAAGUCAACGACCACUGGCCAUCUCAUCUACAAGCUGGGAGGCAUUGACAAGCGUGUGAUCGAGAGGUUCGAAAAGGAGGCAGCUGAGAUGAACAAGAGGUCCUUCAAGUACGCUUGGGUGUUAGACAAGCUGAAGGCGGAGCGCGAGCGUGGAAUUACCAUCGAUAUUGCGCUGUGGAAAUUCGAGACCACGAAGUACUAUGUGACUGUCAUCGAUGCGCCCGGCCAUCGCGAUUUCAUCAAGAACAUGAUCACAGGUACGUCGCAGGCCGACUGCGCUGUGCUGGUCAUCGAUUCCACGACGGGCGGCUUCGAGGCCGGUAUCUCAAAGGAUGGCCAGACCCGUGAGCAUGCUCUGUUGGCGUUCACGCUGGGUGUGAAGCAGAUGAUCUGCGCUUGCAACAAGAUGGAUGCCACAACACCGAAGUACUCGGAGAACAGGUACAACGAAAUUAAGAAGGAGGUGUCGACCUACCUGAAGAGAGUAGGGUACAACCCUGACAAGAUCCCCUUCGUGCCCAUUUCUGGGUUCGAGGGCGAUAAUAUGAUCGAGAGGUCGACGAAUAUGGGGUGGUACAAGGGCCCCAUUCUCCUGGACGCUCUCGAUCUGAUUUCGGAGCCGAAAAGGCCGUCUGACAAGCCUCUCCGUCUGCCUCUCCAGGACGUUUACAAGAUUGGCGGUAUUGGGACGGUGCCCGUGGGAAGGGUUGAGACAGGUGUAAUUAAGCCUGGCAUGGUGGUGACGUUCGCGCCUUCUGGUCUGACUACUGAAGUCAAGUCGGUGGAGAUGCACCACGAGGCAAUGACCGAGGCGCUUCCGGGUGACAACGUGGGGUUCAACGUGAAGAACGUAAGCGUUAAGGAGUUGAAGAGAGGUUUCGUGGCCUCGGACUCUAAGAACGACCCUGCGAAGGAGGCAGCGAGCUUCACGUCUCAGGUUAUCAUCAUGAAUCACCCUGGACAGAUUGGUAAUGGCUAUGCACCGGUGCUGGAUUGCCACACCUGCCAUAUUGCGGUGAAAUUUGCUGAACUGGUGGUGAAGAUAGAUCGGCGAACGGGUAAGGAAAUCGAGAAGGAGCCUAAAUUUUUGAAGAACGGUGACGCUGGGUUCAUUAAGAUGAUUCCAACCAAGCCGAUGUGUGUUGAGACCUUCGCCGAGUAUCCCCCUCUCGGUCGUUUCGCCGUGCGAGACAUGAGGCAGACGGUCGCUGUCGGCGUCAUCAAGGCCGUGGAGAAAAAGGAGAAGGAAGGGAAGGUGACUAAGGCCGCCAUGAAGAAAGGAGGGAAGUGAAUUGGUAGCGUGUCUCCUCUGGCGAAUGCGGCGAAAAUUGAAGAAUUACAGAGUGAUGUGGAGACGCUGCCACCGGAGGUGGAUGGUGGUUGCUUCUCUGGUUCUGCAGCAGCCCCCGAAAUGGGGGCCGCGGGGCGAUUCAAUAUGUCGUGCUGUUGUGCUCCGGUGUUCCGUUGUGGAGUGGAAUUUAGCGACGAGUUUCUUGAGUAUAGAGUCUUCGCUGUGAGGAAGUGGUCGUUUCCGUCUCUCUCAGUUGACGGUGAAGAAAGGGAAAGUAGAUAUCGAGAGACUGUGUUUAUUCAAUUUCAUGUCGUGAGUUCUCUGCGUUUGUUGUUUGGUCAGUUUGAUGAUCGAAUGGUUACAUCUCGCUGGCAACAGACCUGGGUGCUCGAUAGGCGAUGGCGUGGCUAAUGGGUUCAAUGGUAUGUCUUCUCGGAGAGUUGUUGAUUCUUUUGCGGAUUGCAGAGCGGUUGAUCCUAUUAACGUGCACGAGUAGUGGUUACGAAAGAGUGUCUGCUUGUGAUGGUGAGUCUCUAUCGUGAAGCAAAACAAACACCUCGGAGAAAGAGAGUAAUGGACUGUCUCUGGCCGAGGAUGCACUUGUGAAUGAUUUUGAACGAAUACGUAUCUUAAAGAAUUCUGCAAUGCAAUUAUCCAACGUAUGCGAGUUCGUUCUGAUCUCUUAAGAUGAAGGAAAUGGUGCGUAAUUUUUCGAUGCUGUAUGAGGUUAAUCUGUUGCGAAUGUUAAUUUGAACGGUGUCGAUGCAUGCGUAAUUGUGGUAUUCCGACGUGUUUCCUCUUGGCCUUGGCGUUGUCGUGUGCUUAGUCAGUUCAGUAUUGUACUUUUGUAACCGAUCGAACGAUUUAGUGCUUGCAGUGCGCGGAGAAAAACACUGUUUAUCUGAAUGUUAAUGUGAGCGGCGUGUCGAUGUGUAAUUCUUGUAUAUCGACGUGGUCCCUCUGGCUCUUGGCGAUAUCGUGUGCUUAGUUUUAACCUUUUGUGCUUAGUACCCCAUCGAAUGAUUCAGUGCUUCCGGCGGUCGGAUGAAAGCAGUUUGAAUUUUUCGAGAAUAUGUACUCGAAUUGUAUUGCUUCACGUCUUGAUUAGAUUUCUUGUUUGACUUAUCCUGCACGUACGUGUAUUACGAUAUGGACGGUAUUCGCUGUUGAUGUCGGCUUGAACUUCGGUGUUUGGCGGGAAGAAGAGGACGAGGAAAAUCUUAGUGAGUUGUGUUGUUCGAAAUUUUUACCUUCAGAAUGACCGCCUUACGUUUGGAUGUUGCCUUGCAUUUAUCGACAGGUCUGAACGUGUUACGUAUGCAAACCGUGAGUUAAAGUUAAUCGAGGUUUUUGCAUAGAAGUCGAUUGGAAGUAUGAGUGCUAUGUGUACUCCGGUGUCUGGUUUCUUGUAAGGAAUUUUAGGGUUGGAUUGGAUGUCUUGGGCGGCGGAUUGCUGAAUUGACUUUUUCUCAGAUCUGUGGUAGGAACUGACCUCCGGCACAGUUCAGGGCGAUGGUAGAGUGGGGAUGUGUGUUGUCUUCCGAUAACUGUAAUUGGAACUCGCUUUUGUGGAGUCUGAGGAUGUCCUUGAUGCCGCGUGGAUUGUCGGCAAAUGAUAUGGUCACGGGAUCGUUUGGACAGGAUCGUAACUGGGUUUGGGCCGUCGAUAAUCUCCUCCCGGUAGAAAGAACUCGGUAUCGUCUCUGCAGCUGCUGGAUCUAUGACACCACCUCGCAAAUGGACAGUCGAUCCACUAGGUCGGACAGGAUUAUAACUGGGUUGGAGGUCUCGAUGUUCUCUCAGUUGAAAGGACUCGGUAUUGUCUCGGGUUUACUGAUUAUAUCACAUCACCACGUAAAUGGACUAUCAAUCCACUUGCUUUGCCGUCUUGGUUUUCAGAAUGCGAACCCUAAAUC
Molecule: messenger RNA, 3509 nt
Organism: Chara braunii
Lineage: Eukaryota; Viridiplantae; Streptophyta; Charophyceae; Charales; Characeae
Source: the annotation of a GenBank genome assembly